Molecule: messenger RNA, 1425 nt
Organism: Nicrophorus vespilloides
Lineage: Eukaryota; Metazoa; Arthropoda; Insecta; Coleoptera; Silphidae
Product: glycine-rich cell wall structural protein-like
Exons: 2
Coding region: 28-1278 (416 amino acids)
Source: RefSeq, a predicted model, not a curated record
CACAUAGUUACCUCUUAUACAUAUAAGAUGAAACCUUUCGUGCUCAUUGCUACCUUGGUAGCUUUAGUCCAUGGACGUCCUGAAGCCGGUUACUCUUACCCGAAACCAGGUGGUUCGAUCUCCGGUGGAUCCAUCUCUGGUGGAUCCAUCUCCGGCCAUGGAGGUGGUUUCGGUGGAAUUGGCUUAGGCGGUGGCCAUGGAGGAAGCUUCGGCGGAAUCAGUCAUGGAAGCUCUUACAGCUCUAGCCACAGCUCUGGAUUUGGAGGCAGCUUCGGCGGCAUCAGCGGAGGACAUGGAAUCAGCGGUGGACAUGGAAUCGGUGGAGGAAUUGGUGGCAGCGGAAUUGGCGGUGGUUUCGGUGGAAUCAGCGGCGGUGGUCAUGGAAUCGGCGGUGGUGACAUCGGUGCUGGUGGAUUUACCAGCGGUGGCUCCAUCGGAGGUGGUGCUAUCGGCGGUGGAUUCUCUUCCGGCGGCGGUUUCGCAUCCGGAGGCGCUAUUGGCGGUGGAUUCUCUAGCGGUGCUGUUGGCGGUGGAUUCUCCAACGGCGGCUUCACCAGCGGUGGAUCAACUGGCGGAGUUACCGUCCAGAAGCACAUCUACGUCCAUGUCCCACCACCAGAGCCAGAAGAAAUCCGUCCACAAAGACCAAUCCAAGUAGCCGCCCCACAAAAGCACUACAAGAUCAUCUUCAUUAAGGCCCCAACUCAAGCCACCCCAACUGCCCCAACCAUUCCGAUCCAAGCUCAAAACGAAGAGAAGACCCUCGUCUACGUCUUGGUCAAGAAACCAGAAGAACAACCAGAAAUCACCAUCCCAACUGCCGCCCCAACUCAACCCAGCAAACCAGAAGUUUACUUCAUCAGAUACAAGACCCAAAAGGAAGCCGCUGCUGCUGGUGGAGUUAUUGGAGGCGGUAUUUCUGGAGGAGCUAUCGGAGGCGGUAUCUCCGGCGGUGCUAUCGGUGGUGGCAUCUCUGGCGGUGCUAUUGACGGCGGUCUUACUGGAGGAGCUAUUGAUGGAGGUCUCAUCGGAGGUAGCGGCCACGGAAUCAUUGGAGGCGGCAGCUCUCACGGAAUCAUCGGAGGCGGCAGCUCUCACGGAAUCAUCGGAGGCGGCAGCUCUCACGGAAUCAUCGGAGGAUCUUCCACCAUCAUCAGCGGAGGAAGCUCCCACGGAAUCAUCAGCGGAGGCAGCUCUCACGGAAUCAUCGGCGGAGGAAGCUCCCACGGUUCCGUCUCCACUAGCUACGGUCCACCAGGACAAAGCGGCCCAUACUAAAUCCUUAGUCACUACUAGACAUGUGUACGGGUAGCGAGAUUAAGUCAAUCAAAAUCAACUAAUCUCGUCACACACCAUGACAUUCCCAUAUGGGUUUAUGUGAUAAUCCCAUUUAGCAUAAUCACUUGUAUAUAUUUUUCAUGCGUG